GGAAAAUUAUUCAAACUAGUAACUGCAGAAUACUGCAGAUGCCAUUGCCGUUCAGUUGUGUCUAAAGCAGGCAAAAUGAGCUGAUACGUGUCCAUGUUGCUUUAUAACUAAAGUGGAAUGGGUUGGAAUGAUGUGAUAUAUGAUCGAUGCUAGUUUCUUAACACUUUCUUGCAACGCCGGGUUUGUCUACGGUUCUGCUCGGGCCUAGUUGUUCACUCAUGUGUCACUUGCUACUCUGGAAAUUUCUUUCAAGCAUAGGCAAGUCGAAAUGGGAUUAUUCAACGACUUGGCAUGGUUUAUUCUUCCAGUCAAAAAAUCACGCUCUAUGUGUAUGUGUUAUUUCAUUGUUGUUCAGUGAUUCAGGAAUCGCAAGCAUCAUAUCAUGACCCCACUUCAAUGGCCGGGCUUUUGGCUCAAGCAUCAUCACUGUUUCAAUGCUGGGACUUGAGCAUCUCACAGGCGAGGGGUCUGCCGGCGUCCCAUCCGGCAUCAGUGUUCCACGGGUACAUGGACCGCAUGUGUCAGAGGCCAAGAUCUAUUUGGGACGCAUCCGCCUGGGUGUCAUUGGUUUUUAUGCUGUGACCCUCUUGGCUUUGCUACUGUGGUUGCCCAUCCUGGCUGUGAUCAGCGGUGCUACGGCGCUGUGUGGAUCUUUGCUGUUGCAAUCUGACCCAUUGCUGGAGCCAUUCAUGACUCCAGUGAUGCUACAACUUGGACAUUGGGUACUUACUCUGCCUGAAUGGGUCAGGUAUCCAGUGAAGGAUGGCUUGCUCUACUUGACACCUCUGACCAUUUGUUGUUGUCUCGGCUGUGCUUCCGCGUGUGCAGAGCUGUUUUUUGCAAUCCCUUCCCACUCCACCGGCCUUGGUGGCACGAUCCGGCCCUUGGUAGCUCUGACGUGCGGCUGUCUCCAUGUCACCGUCUUUGCAUGUUGUUGGCAUUGCAGGAGCCUCAUUUGGAGACCUCAUGGUAGUGUGGCCUAUGCUGACCUCUAUGAAGCAGCCAUGGAUGUUGGGCGCCCCGACUCUGAGGACAUGAAGCCAGCUACGUCCACAGCCUCGGCCAACGUCACCGACACGCAAGUGCAGAAAGUGCACCUUGAGGCCCUGCAUCAUGAUCCACUUCGUCAACCACUUGCUCAAGAUCGUCGCCAUCCAGAGACCGUGGCAAAUCCUUCCCCGGUCGCCCCACUCGAACCGCAGGGCGGCUCGGGCAGCUCGCCGCACUCGAACGACGGGGUCGACGCGACCGUCGAGCCGACGGUCUCCCAGCUCGCGAUGGACGCUUCGGUCGAGCUGUUGCUGCGUUUGCCGUCAGGCCGUCGCGUUCGUUGCCACUUCCGCUCCUCCGAUCGCAUCUCCAAGAUCUACGAUGCUGUCGAGGCGGAGGCAACGCAGUCGGAACCGGAGAUUCGAAAUGGAAGCCCCUAUUGUUUGGUGACGAUUCACCCAAAGCAGGCAUUUCAAGACAAAUAUCUGACUCUGGCAGAAGCAGGGCUUCAGAAUUCAACGGUUUUGAAUGUGGAGAUGACAAGGUGAAGCGAAAAGGACAUCAAAAGACAGGACCAUGGGCAGGAUUAGUGCACCUAUGCUUCACCCUUUCAGAGCUGAGCAAGACUUGCCCCUUUGGACAAAAUUUCGUGAGACCUCAGGAGUGCUAUCUUUGAUUAUGAAAGAAUUGUGCUGUGGACAAAGAUCCCAGCAGGUCAAAGGGCCCUCGGAGGACAUUUCAAACAAUGUGGACAAUUUGCAGUUCAAAAAGAUCUGCUAGGUUUCAGUUUAGACCAUGGCCGCAGAAAAAGACUGUUCCUGUACAUGUGAUGGCGGAUCAGAUGCUGCUUGCUAGUGAGCUAAUCGCUUCGGAAUUGGUGCAGAGAUGUGUGGAGAAGUGAUGGAUGCAAAAGGAAUCUGACGGAGACUGCUGCAGGACUGCACAGCCUGUGUGCCGCAGAGCUUCUCACCAGUGAAGCAUUGUUGAAGACGACAAAGAAUAGACUCAUAGGAACUCAUAGGCA
Durusdinium trenchii is the source of this 2014-nucleotide messenger RNA. Lineage: Eukaryota; Dinophyceae; Suessiales; Symbiodiniaceae. The record is from the annotation of a GenBank genome assembly.